Molecule: messenger RNA, 1486 nt
Organism: Danio rerio (zebrafish)
Lineage: Eukaryota; Metazoa; Chordata; Actinopteri; Cypriniformes; Danionidae
Gene: krt97
Product: keratin 97
Biological process (GO): camera-type eye development
Molecular function (GO): structural molecule activity
Source: RefSeq, marked provisional
GUCUGAGUUGUCCAACAAGGCGCAGAGGCAACAGAAACCAUGUCUCAGGUUACUCAGUCUUUCUCCCGCAAGAGCGUCUCCAGCUCUCGUCCGUUCUCUUCACAGUCUCUGACUGGUGGAUACUCGAAGCGCAUCGCCGUCGGUCGCGCUCCAAGCGUUUACGCAGGUGCUGGAGGCAGCGUGCGCGUCUCUUACGCACAGAGCUCCAGGGGCGGUUUCGACAUGUCCAGCGCUCUUGCCGGGGGCGACAAUGGCUUCGGCAUGGUUGUCAACGAGAAGACCACUAUGCAAAACCUCAACGACCGUCUGGCCAGUUACCUGGAGAAGGUGCGCUCCCUGGAGAAAGCCAACGCGGAGCUGGAGCGCCAGAUCCGGGAGUGGUACGAUAAGAGGACCCCAGUUUCCAGAGACUACAGCCACUAUUAUGUCACCAUUGAAGAUCUGCGCAAGAAAAUCUCCGUUGCCAGCCAGGACAAUGCCAGAAUCAUCCUUCAGAUUGACAAUGCCAAACUGGCAGCUGAGGACUUCAGAGUCAAGUAUGAGAAUGAAUUGGCUCUGCGUCUGUCAGUGGAGGCCGAUAUUGCUGGCCUGAGGAAGGUUCUGGACGAUCUCACCAUGACUCGCUCUGAUCUUGAGAUGCAGAUCGAAGGUCUGAAGGAGGAACUCGUGUACCUGAAGAAGAACCAUGCAGAGGAACUCGCAGCUCUUCGCGCUCAAAUGACUUCCAGCAGUGUAAAUGUAGAGGUUGACGCUGCACCUCAGCAAGACCUGGCCCGCAUCAUGGAGGAGAUGCGACAGCAGUAUGAAGGCAUCACAGAGAAAAACAAGCGUGAAAUGGAGGCCUGGUACAAGGGCAAAUUCGACGAACUGAACAAGCAAGUAUCCACCAGACAAGAAGACCUCUCAAUGUCACGUAAUGAAAUCAACGAACUCAGGAGAACAUUGCAGGCUCUGGAGAUCGAACUACAGUCACAGCUUAGCCUGAAAUCAGCUCUGGAGGGCACACUGGGAGAGACAGAGUCACGGUACAGCAUUCAGCUCAACCAACUGCAGGCCGUCAUUAAUAGUCUGGAGCAGGAGCUCACUCAGAUGCGCAUGGACAUCGAAAGACAGGCCAGCGAAUACAAACUGCUGCUGGACAUCAAGACCAGACUAGAGAUGGAGAUCGCAGAGUACAGGAGACUUCUGGAUGGAGAGGAUAUUCAGAGACAGACAAUCAAAGUAGUCGAGGUUGUAGCACCCCCCAAGCCCGAUCCUGUUGUGACCAAGCGCGUUCGCACAGUAAUCGAAGAGGUGGUUGAUGGUAAAGUGGUCUCUCGCACAGAAGAUGUCGACGUCGAGGUCAUGAAGAAGUAAAAAUGGUGCCAAAUGAGACCCAUUAAGUCGUCAUUAAUUUUCGGCCCAAACGAAUUAUCAAAUUAAAUUAUCAUUGUUCAACACCUCAUGUGAAAAUCUAAGACAAAUAAAAAGACGCUGCGAAAUCAAA